CUGUCCGCGCAGUCGGCCCCGCGGCUCCACUCCGCGCCUCGGAGCCCCUGACGCCGCACCUCGUGCCGGCCGGGCCGCGCGCCCCAGAGCCCCCGCCGGGCGCGCCGUCGUCGGUUUCCGGACGCUUCGACUUGCGCCCUCUCCAGGAACCUGCGCCGGCUCCCGGACUCCACGUGAGCCUCAGUCCGCAGCCACCCGCGAGCCCCAUGGCCAUCCCGAGGGUGAGGUAGGCGCAGCCUGAGAAACCCUAGACGGUGCCCCAUCCACGCCCCUCCGGGCUGCGCUGCAGGCGUCUUCGGGGAGCUAUGCUGAGGCCGGGAGGUGCUGAGGAAGCUGCGCAGCUCGCCCCUCGGCGCGCCCGCGCCCCCGCCCCGCUCCCCGCGCCCAGACCCGCGGCCCCCGACGUCUGCCCGGCUUCGGCGCGCCAGCGGAUUGCCUGCCUGCUGCUGCUGCUGCUCACCCUGCCGGCCCGUGUGGACACGUCCUGGUGGUACAUCGGGGCACUAGGGGCCCGAGUGAUCUGUGACAAUAUUCCUGGUUUGGUGAGCCGGCAGCGGCAGCUGUGCCAGCGUUACCCAGAUAUCAUGCGCUCAGUGGGGGAAGGCGCCCGAGAAUGGAUCCGAGAGUGUCAGCACCAGUUCCGCCAUCACCGCUGGAACUGCACCACGCUGGACCGGGACCACACUGUCUUUGGCCGUGUUAUGCUCAGAAGUAGCCGGGAGGCAGCAUUUGUAUAUGCCAUUUCAUCAGCAGGGGUGGUCCAUGCUAUCACUCGUGCCUGUAGUCAGGGUGAACUGAGUGUAUGUAGCUGUGACCCCUAUACUCGUGGUCGCCACCAUGACCAACGUGGGGACUUUGACUGGGGUGGCUGCAGUGACAACAUCCACUAUGGUAUCCGCUUUGCCAAGGCUUUUGUGGAUGCCAAGGAGAAGAGGCUUAAGGAUGCCCGGGCCCUCAUGAACUUACAUAACAACCGCUGUGGCCGUACGGCUGUACGGCGAUUUCUGAAGCUGGAGUGUAAGUGCCAUGGCGUGAGCGGCUCCUGUACUCUACGUACCUGCUGGCGUGCGCUUUCAGACUUCCGCCGCACAGGAGAUUAUCUGAGGCGGCGCUACGAUGGGGCUGUGCAGGUAACGGCCACCCAAGAUGGUGCCAACUUCACAGCAGCCCGCCAAGGCUAUCGCCGUGCCACCCGUACUGAUCUUGUCUACUUUGAUAACUCCCCAGACUACUGUGUCUUGGACAAGGCUGCAGGUUCCCUGGGCACUGCAGGCCGCGUCUGUAGCAAGACAUCUAAAGGAACAGACGGCUGUGAAAUCAUGUGCUGCGGCCGAGGGUACGACACAACUCGAGUCACUCGUGUCACCCAGUGUGAGUGCAAAUUCCACUGGUGCUGUGCCGUGCGCUGCAAGGAGUGCAGAAACACUGUGGAUGUUCACACUUGCAAGGCCCCCAAGAAGGCGGAGUGGCUGGACCAGACCUGAAGAUACAGAUACCUCACUCAUCCCUCCACUUCAAACCUUGCAACUCCAAAGCACAAGAACCUUGCAUGCACACCUUCCUCCACCCUCCACCCUGGGCUGCUACAGCUUCUAUUUAAAGACUUGGAGAGUAAUCCAAAGGGACCAUGGGGUCCCAGCGGGUUCCUUAGCCCUGGGAAGGAGUUGAUAGGGAAUAUAAGAAACGGAGUGGCUCCCUGGUUUCCCCUCGGUAGGUUUGAAGGGAGAGCAGAAGUGGUGUAGGGGGUCUUCAGAGUACUCUGAGUUGCACUAAAGUACCAUUUUUCAAGGUCAGGACUCAUUUUUCCUCUUUGCACUGGUUUCCUAAUACUUCUUGGGUGUGCAAGAGAAAGGAUCCCUGGAGACAGCUUCAUUUUAACCCUGCCCUGGCUGAGGAUAGAUAGGUCAGAGAGGAAACUGCACGUCUCUUCCCUGGAGAGAGCCUGAGGUUUCCUGGUACUCAAAAGACGAACGAUAAUGCUGUACUGUGGAGAGACUGAGACUGCUAGACCAGAGUUCAGCCGUUUAUGAACUGCUGUUUUAGAGGAGGGAAUCAUGUAACUUACAACACACACCCUCUCCUUUCUCCGUGUAGCAGGUCGCACUGUCUCUGUGGCUCACCUGCUGCCUGCUCAGACUGUGGCUGCUGUGCCUCACAGAUCAUGAGGACGGCUUGGAACAGUAUUAGGAGAGAAUCACAUAGUGAGUCUGAGUAGGCCUAGGGAUUGUUCCCCAUUCGUUAUUCUGAAGGUUCACUACGUUUGGGAAUCACAGUAAAAGAUAGGUGACUCAAAGAAUGGGAGAGGGGAGCGGGCUGAUCUUAAGGGCCACACGAGGCCACUGUAUACUAGGAUUGUAGGACCACUGGUUUGGUAAUUUUUUUUUUGAAAUGCGUCUUGCUGUGUUGCCCAGACUGGUCUCAAACUUGUGACUGUCCUGCCCUAGCUUUCUGGGGAGCUGGCAGUACAGGAGUGUGCCGCUGCAUCCAGCUUGGCUUUGGUAAGUCUUUAGGAGAGGACCCUAACCUUUGAAACGAGGAGUGGGAGCCAGUGUCCACAUAAAGAAAGACAGCUGGGGCUUGGAGCCACAGUGGUAAGAACUUAGAAGGGCCUCCCAUUUACUCAACAAAUUUUCAGUGACUCUCCAAGUCCUGGGGAUUAUUACUACUCAAAUUUGGAAAAGGGGAAGAUUCCUUCUGUGCUACUACAUUACCUAACCAGAUGUGAAGUAGUGGAGUCUCUAGAGAUAGCAGACUCGUUGGUAAACUGGAGGAUAGGACAUGGGAAUCCAAAAACCUUGCUGUCCUAAUUUACGUAUGUGUUCUGACAGUGGUUAUCUCUUGCCCACUGGUAUUUUAAAACAGCAGAGUGAUGUAGAAAUUUGCAGUUAUAACAGACCUGUGUUGAAAUCACA
Messenger RNA from Chinchilla lanigera (long-tailed chinchilla), 2912 nucleotides. It is a transcript of the gene Wnt2b, whose product is annotated as wingless-type MMTV integration site family, member 2B. Gene Ontology annotation, cellular component: extracellular region. Gene Ontology annotation, biological process: neuron differentiation; canonical Wnt signaling pathway; cell fate commitment. The transcript has 5 exons. Bases 306 to 1484 code for a protein of 392 amino acids. Lineage: Eukaryota; Metazoa; Chordata; Mammalia; Rodentia; Chinchillidae. Gene Ontology annotation, molecular function: cytokine activity; frizzled binding. The record is from RefSeq and is a predicted model, not a curated record.